AUGGACUCCAACAAUGACGACACCGACGACACCAUCAAUCUGGCAAUGACCUACCUUCGCCGUCGCUAUGACCCAUCCAAUGCGACUGACACGCUCACCAUCCGCACCAGCUGGAUCCGCACCGUGCACCGAGCCGCCCAAGUUUACCUCCACCAAAUGACCUCGUCUUCCACCGACGAGGGCCUUCCCACCUUGUCAGGGGCUGCUAGCAAUAUCACCGAGAAAGACAUCCUCUACGCCUACAUCUGGCACUUGUUCGCCAGAGCGCGAGUGCGUGGCGCCACCAACUCGACCGACCCAACCGACCCCACGGAAGUAGUAAAACUGUUCACCACCGUCGGGGUCCACGACGUCUCCUUCCCUCCUCGUUUUGGUCCUCCCAGACAAACAACCCUAAGCUCAAACCAGGAGUACUUGGGCAACUUUCCGUCUGCCUUCCCCGUCAUCGUCACCGCCCCCUUACACCAAUUCUUCCUCCAGCCUGCCGUCACUGACAAGACAGCCAUCCCUCGGCUCCGACGGUACGCUCUGCUCGCUAGCGCGAUUCGCUCAGCCAUCGAGGAGGCUGUUCAGAAACCUGAGGCCGCGCAAACGCGACUUGGUCUACUUAGGCAGGUGCAACAUGAGGGACAACAACGAGAGGAGGGGCAGGAAGUGGCGCCGCGACAGGCGAUGGUGGUAAAGAAGGAUGGGAUUCAAAGAUGCAAAGGAGAGCUGUUUAUUGUUUCUCUUGAGGACGUGAAGGGACUGGGUUACUCGGGAUCGCAUGGGAGACGGAUGACGACGGUGGAAACUGGGUCGGAAAUGAUUUCGUCGUCAUCGGAGGAGGAGGAGGUAGGGAGUGAGGUACACACUGGGUAUACGCCGUCGACGCCGGCGACCGGUGACUAUCAUGCGAUUGUUUUGCCAGUUCGGGAGGGGGGCGGUAAAUGGAGAGUGCAGCUGCAUUUACAUCCGCUGGAUAGGCAGUGGUUGAGGAGGUGGGUGGAUGAGAACCCUGGGGAGGCUGAAAUGGUGCCGAGAGUUUGA
Sordaria macrospora k-hell is the source of this 1029-nucleotide messenger RNA. RefSeq lists its product as uncharacterized. The record is from RefSeq and is a predicted model, not a curated record. Lineage: Eukaryota; Fungi; Ascomycota; Sordariomycetes; Sordariales; Sordariaceae.